CCGUGCUGUCCUCUGUUGUCUCUUCACCAGGAGUGAACCUCAUCAACACUAACUGCUCAGCAGCUCACACCCGCCAGGCUCUGUGCUGCAAGAUGUCAGUGGAGUACGAUAAAUUCAUCGAGUCUCAGAAGAAGUGGUUCUGCCACGUGGAUGAUGAUAACUACGUCAUCCUGCCCAGCCUGCUGGGGCUGCUCUCCUCCUACCACCACAGCCAGGAUGUCUACCUGGGCCGGCCCAGUCUGGAUCAUCCUAUAGAGGCUGCAGAGAGGGUCAAGAGUGACGGAUCGGUGUCUGUCAAGUUCUGGUUUGCCACAGGUGGAGCAGGUUUCUGUAUCAGCAGAGGCCUGGCACUGAAAAUGAGCCCAUGGGCCAGUUUGGGUAAUUUCAUCAGCACAGCAGAGAAGAUCCGACUACCAGACGACUGCACCAUCGGAUACAUCAUUGAAGCGCUGCUAGAGGUGACCCUAACGCACACACACCUCUUCCACUCACACCUGGAGAACCUUCAGAAGCUGCCCACUGACACUGUGCUGGAGCAGGUGACUUUGAGCUUUGGAGGCUUUGAGAACAGAAGAAACGUGGUCAGCAUUAUUGGAGGCUUUUCAUUGGCUGACGACCCCACCAGGUUUAAGACGGUGCACUGCCUUCUCUAUCCAGACACUAACUGGUGUCCAAAGCUGGAACACAGCCACAUAAACUGAAAGCCACUGUGUUUCUAACCUGCAGCACGCACACAAACAUCUAUCCCACCGCCUCACUCUGCCACGUUUGGAUCAAGCUACGUUUAGCUGGAAGGAUGGCAUGUCACACAUGUGGUUUGGUGGCUAUCUGUAUCCAAAGCAGCUUCACCUCAUGCUUUAUGAAUGCAAUCUAAACAGCUGGAGCCAAAGAAUGAAUUAGUUUCUGGCGACUAGAGCAUGGUGGUUGGUAAAGCCAGAGCCACACCCCCCACUGUAAAUGAGCUAUAAAUGACCCUCAAUGUUCCUCAACUGAGAAACACAGCAGUCUCUUAGAUCAUAAUAAGUAACCAAACUAUAAGUUCAGGUACAUAUGCUACAAAUGUUUCAACUUAAUUCAUGACAAACUAUUUUUUUCAUGAUUUUUCCCACGUUUGGUAAACUGUCAGCUCGGUCAUCGCUUACGUGGUUCAGUCCGUACAGAAGGUGAGCACGUCAGCCUCCUGGUCAUUUAAUCUAGCUGGUGUUACUCCGAGGCACGCAAGUAGUUUAUUAAUUGGAGGUUUUCCCGUUUGUCUGCAGAUUUUCUUUUUGUGUUAACGAUUUAGCUGUGUUUACGUAGGAUUAGCUUUCAGCCUGCUGCGUGUGUUUCACUUUCAUCUUGUCCUACUUCCUGUCUUUGUCAUUGGUUCGAUGAAGGAAACGUUCUAUGGCUCCAUCCACUGGUUUAACCUGUAGAGGGGCACAAUAGGCCGGGUUACAGUAUGUGAAGGACCCUACAUUCUUAUUGCAGUGAGUUUCCUACUCUGUUUGUGAGGCAUGGACGUUUGAGUGUUUAAUGAAAAGCCCUCAAACCACUGACCCGUAUUGUGUCAUUUCAACACUUCAAUCUUUUAUUUUUGUUGACAUGUCAUCCCAAAGUCUAUAUAAAGUACAGUUUCUUUAGAAUGGGAGGUUGUUGAGGUAUUUUUCUGAAGUCUUGUGUAUGGGGUUGGUUCUCUCACAUUGACUGGACUGAUGUUUGAUGUGACGAAGGUUUGUAUGCUGCGUGUGCACACAUUUAUUUCUGACUGUUGUAAUUGCUCUGAUGCCUUUGUGUUCUCAGCCAAAUACCUUCUUGUGUUAGCCCAUUCCUAACAGGCCCAUCUUUAUGGUUUUGCACUACUUUGAUCUUGUCACUUCCUGUAUGUUGCUGUAGUUACAAUGUUGAUGUAAAUAUGAGUGAACUGCAUUAUGUUUUGUGUCUUUGCAUCGGUUGUAGUCUUAGCUCUGCAUAUGCUUCUUUAAGGUAGAGAUUAUUAGUUCUGUUGGAGUUAUUGGAGCCAAAGAUUCCUCAACCACAUUGUCACGCAUUUUGUGGACAUUCAUGGUCCUCAAGGAGAGAUGCUAAUAGUUUGAGUGACUUCUUACCUUUUUGUUUAAACUUCCUGUUGACCAGACAAUGAAUCUUCUAUGUCUCUGGCAGCCAGUGUUAGCUGGCAUAGCUAACUUUAGCAACAUGGCUAACGUUAGCAGCCAGAAACGAGCAUCACAAACAAAUGUAGAUGUUUGUUUCUGGACGCUCCUGGCUUCCAUGUAGUUCCUGGUUAAUUUUCUGGCUGUUAACAUGAACUAGUGGUAGCUAUAGCAGCCUGGCUGCUGUCCAAAGCAAGAAAGAGAGCGCCUGAUGUCAGUGCUACCAUAAAGGCAGAGUCAAACGCCUGUUUGUCCAUUAAAUCCAUUUUGCAACGACAGCCUUCGAGCCCUCGUUGUUCCUGGAGAUCGUACCUGGUGGCUGACAUAAUAGCGACAGAUGGGCUUAUGGUGAGCUAGAGGCUAAAUACAAGAUUCUCUCACCUUCUUAAAAAAAUAUUGUUUUGCAGUGCAUGAAUGUCCCGUGAAAUUGGCUGUGGAUAUUCUAGUAGGAUUUUUCUUUUUACUUUAAAAAGUGCCACCACUCAGUCUGGUGAUCCUCUGACUUUUCAUCUAGCGCCAUCACGUUAUAUUACAUGUAAUAAAAACAUGUAAAUGUGUCCAAUACUUUGGUUUACUAACUACUAAACUGAGUCUGUGCUAAUUGGCAACUUUUAGCAUGCUAACACUCUAAAGUUGUGUGCUGAAUAUGUGAUCUGCAUGUUAGGAUUUAGCUCAAGCACCGUUGUGCUACAGCCUUGGAGAAGGUGCUUUAUUUGUUCCUAGGUACAAUGAAACCCAGUAAAAAAAAAAAAAAAAAUCAAAUAAAGUUAAAACAAGGGUUGGUACUCUUGAUUAAUCUGGAGUACACUAGAUUGUUUCCCAAAGCACCAUAAGAGGUGCUUGCUGUAUGGAAGGUUGUGGGAAGGAAGAACUUAGGAGAAAGGAGAGCACUAAAACAUGGCAUAUGGCUGAACACCAUAGUCUAGUCAUUGUACAAGGGAGCAAUAUGACUUGGAGUCAGCCUUUGGAUGUUUCUCUAUAGUUGGAAGUUUCCUUCUCCUCGUUUCAUAUUUGAACUUGCUUUAAAGCUAGGGUUGGUAAUCUUGAGUAACUAGCGAGAGUUUGCUAGUUUAAAUCCAGCCCAAUAAAAGUAGCUCGCAGCACUAGCUCCAAAAGUUGCUAAAUCUAUCAAGAAAGUCUCCAAGUCAUCAACACUAACAGCCCGUCCUUUUUUAGGCCUCCCGCCUAAGCCCCUCCCCCAGAAUGAUCAUUAUGAAUAAGCAACAAACGGCUGUAGUUAGCUCUCACAGCUGUCAAGCUAGCAGCUUGUGGAAGAUUGGUGAUGAGCAGUGAUUGCACAGGCAGCAGCUCGCUGAACAGCUGUGGCAGUCAGCUGACACAAUAGAAAAGGAACUCCUUGUAGACGACAUGUUCUUAAAUAGGAACACCUCUGUUCCUUAUUGGACUUCAGGUUUGCUCGUUGGCUGACUUGUUCUCCCAUAAACUGGUUCUUUGGCUCCACCGACUCCGUUAACACUAUCCAGAGACGGUAUAGAGUGCUGCAGAGAUCUUUACAGGUUUGGUUCCCUCAACAAAUAGACAAUGGAGAUUUUCUUUUUUUUUUCCAUUGGAUUUUGGAUUAUUGCAGAAAAUAAGGUCUGUCAAAUGAACUUUUAUGAAGCUUCCAUGUUCAGCUCAAGAUAAUCUUCACAAAUGACCACGUUUACGGUUGUCUCAUUUAGACACAACCACCUUUUUUAAGUCACGUAAAAGCUUCUGGAAUCAUAUGAGGGGUUUUUACUGACGUGUUCAAUGUCCGACCAAAAUGUUAUUCAGGGCAUCGAACCAGAAACCCAUUCAAAGAACUCCUUGACUUCCAGACGAGGAAACCUGCAAAACGUUGUGACUCAUUUGUGGGUUUUAGUCAUUUCUGCCUGGAACAAAGUAUUGGUGUGAAACACUUGUCUACCUGGAGCAUGUGUUCCACUGCAGGUCAGUGGGUGAGAACUGAUGAAUUAUUGUGUUUCAAUAACAAUAAAACCUUUCUGCAUCGUCAUGUGUUUGGUUGUUUUACUGUUGAAUUGAUAUUUGCAGAGUUGUUGUGUCUGCUUUUGUUUGGGUCAUUGAACAGAACACCAUGUAACCAAAGCAAAGCCUCAGCAGUGUGUCGUUAAUGACAUCAUUUACAACUGCAUGAUUUAAAUGUUUCCCCAUUUCCUCCUGGAAGUGUCUGUAGCUAAUGGAAGUGGUCUGUUGGACGGGCAGAUGAGCUCACUGAGCAAACACUGGAUCUCAUGUGAUGUAAUGCAACCAUUUAGUGCUCCUAAAUCACAAACGGUGGAGAAAGAAAAGGCUACGACUUUAGUGUGUGUGUGUGUGUGUGUGUGUGUGUGUGUGUGUGUGUGUGAGAGAGAGAUUCAGUCAUGAUCACGUCUGCUCAAUGCUACACGCUAACAGGGAUAGCUGAUCACACUGAGCUCAAAGCAGCUUAACAGGAAACCUCAUAUCAGGUUUAUAUACAGUAUGUGGAAUAUUGGGAGUCAAAAGCAACAUUUUCAGAUCAAUCAUAAAGACGGAAUUAAGUGAAUUUAUAAUUGUUUUUUUAACCUGUAAACUACAUUUAAAAAAUCCCUUUUAUUUCGAAGCAUGCAUUUCUGUCAGCAACAAGAAUUUAGUUCUUACAUUGUACACAAACAAAGUUUCUAUUUGUAGCAUUUCACCAGGAAUAUGAAAGAAGUGAUGAAUUAAUAAUGAUGAAAAGCAAUUGUAUUUGUUCUAAAUCAAAACUGAGAUCUUAUUUGGAUUUAUAAAGCUCAACACAAACCUUACUGUUAGGAAUAUUUAGUUUUUCUGCAAAACACCCUUUUUGUAUUCAACCGAAGAAUCUAACAUUUAGCUGUUUAAGUAAAACCAGGAACAAUCGGAUGAAUACAUAAGAAUACAUAAGAUAUCUCGAUCAUUAUUAUGAAGACUGUUAAAGUGACGCGUGUGGAUUAUUGGAUUGAAGGCAGAAAUCUCAGUCACAUCUGUGAAAACCUGGACAAAUAAACCGAAAUGUGAGAGAGAAACACUCUUGUUAUUUGGGUGAACUGACCUUUAAACAAAUGCAGUGUUGGAAAAAGCACUUCAGAGAAAGUAUUACCACAGAGUAAAAAUACUCCGUUACAAGUAGAAGUCCUGCAUUUACAAAACUAACUGGAGUAAAAGCGUUUUAGCAUCAAAACAUACUUAAAUCAUCAAAAGUACAAGUACUCAUUAUGCAGAAUAAU
Molecule: messenger RNA, 5341 nt
Organism: Anarrhichthys ocellatus (wolf-eel)
Lineage: Eukaryota; Metazoa; Chordata; Actinopteri; Perciformes; Anarhichadidae
Product: beta-1,3-N-acetylglucosaminyltransferase radical fringe-like
Exons: 6
Cellular component (GO): membrane
Molecular function (GO): glycosyltransferase activity
Source: RefSeq, a predicted model, not a curated record